AUGUCAAAGGAUGCCGUGACUCUGGUGCAGAUGCAGGGGCCGACUUUGCAGCCAGAGCAACAGUCCAAGCUCAAACGGCUUGUGAAUGAGGAGAACUUACAGAAGCAGGAGGAGUCCGUGCAGAAGCACCAUCAGACCUUGGCGUCCAUCAGGACAGCUGUCAGCAUGAUUGGUGAAAGAUUCCGUGCCUUUGUGACAGACCGGGACACAGUGACAGCCACGGUGGUUGCGCUGUCGCUGCUGGCUGUCCAGGUAAAAUCAUCCAAGAAUGCGGCAGCUGCCAGGGCCCACUUCAUCGAGGCUGGGCUGUUCAACCCAUCCCUGGUGAGCAAGAAGUCUCGCAUCACGAUGCUGGAGGUGCUGCAGCACCCCUUCCAGCAGGUCCGCCAGCAGCUCCUCAGUCGGCCCCAGGACGUGCUGGAGGGUGUUGUGCUGAGACCCCGCCUGGAAGCAAAGGUGCGCAACAUGGCCAUAGCCACAAGGAACACUCAGAAGAACCCCGGCCUGUACAGGAACGUCCUGCUGUACACACCGCCAGGCACCGGGAAGACACUGUUUGCAAAGAAUCUCGCCCUGUACUGUGGCUUGGACUACACCAUCAUGACUGGUGUGGAUGUGGUCCCCAUGGGGCGGGAAGGCGUGACCACCAUGCGUAAGAUGUUUGACUGGGCCAAUAGCAGCUGGCGCGGCCUCCUGCUCUUCGUGGAUGAUGCAGACACCUUCCUUCGGAAGCGAGCCACUGAGGAGAUAAACGAGGACCUCAUACACACCCAGAACGCCUUCCUAUACCACACGAGGGAGCGCAGCAACAAAUUCAUGCUGGUCCUGGCCAGCCGCCACCGCGAGCAGUUACACUGGGACAUCCAUGACUGCAUCGACAUGAUGGUUCACUUCAACCUGCCGCGGCAGGAGGAGCGGGAGCGCCUAGUGAGAAUGUAUUUUGAGAAGUAUGUUCUUAAGCCGGCCACAGAAGGAAAGCAUUUUGCGCAGGAGCCUGUGGACCCCAAGGAUCCCAGAGGCCACAUCCAGGGAGGUCCCGCCACCCUUUCCUCAUUCCCACCUGAGAACAGCCUGGUGGCGUCUCUUCGGCUGCCACGCCUGGCCCUGGAGCCUCAUGGUGUGGGGCGCGGCUCCGGCUGCACUUGUACCGUGAAGCCUUCAGGCUCCCUGUCACUGGUGGUGGGUGCAGAAAGCACUGUGGGCAGAGCCCUCCAGGUGAUGAGGAUCCCUGGUGCUGCACGCCGGCUGCCUCAGGAGCACUCCAGAUGA
Rhinopithecus roxellana (golden snub-nosed monkey) is the source of this 1269-nucleotide messenger RNA. Its product is annotated as ATPase family AAA domain-containing protein 3C-like. The coding region runs from base 1 to 1269 and encodes 422 amino acids. The transcript has 12 exons. Gene Ontology annotation, cellular component: mitochondrion. Lineage: Eukaryota; Metazoa; Chordata; Mammalia; Primates; Cercopithecidae. Gene Ontology annotation, biological process: mitochondrion organization. Gene Ontology annotation, molecular function: zinc ion binding; ATP binding; ATP hydrolysis activity. The record is from RefSeq and is a predicted model, not a curated record.